This is a messenger RNA of Fusarium verticillioides 7600, 1566 nucleotides long. RefSeq lists its product as hypothetical. Bases 1 to 1401 code for a protein of 466 amino acids. The record is from RefSeq and is a predicted model, not a curated record. The transcript has 5 exons. Gene Ontology annotation, molecular function: FAD binding; oxidoreductase activity. Lineage: Eukaryota; Fungi; Ascomycota; Sordariomycetes; Hypocreales; Nectriaceae.
AUGGAGUUUAUUGCUGCAGGUGUAUCCUGGGCGUUAGCGUCGAUCGUAUUGCCCGAUGACUCCGCAUUUGGUGGUCUUGUUAGCAGAUGGCGGGAUUGGCAUGGACCGCAGCCUGGAGCAGUCGUGAGAACUUUCUCAGAGAGUGACGUGCAAGAAACUAUAAGAUACGCGAAUGAGCAUGGUACUCCGUUUCUCGCUAGAUCUGGUGGCCAUGGAGCAACUGAGGCACUGCAGCUGGCCAAGGAUGUUAUUGUCGUGGACUUGCGAGACCAAAAUGAUGUCGAAAUUGCGGAGGAUGGGAAGUCUGCGAGGAUUGGUGGAGGCGCGAGUGUGAAGAAGGUUGUAAAUGAGCUCUGGGCGGCUGGAAAACAAACAGUCACGGGUAUCUGCGAGUGCGUUGGUGUCCCAGCGCCCGUCCUUGGUGGUGGUCAUGGUUGGUUACAAGGCCAAUACGGCCUCGCAUCAGACCAAGUUAUUUCUGCACGAAUUGUGCUUCCCGACGGAGAUGUAGUGACGGCUUCCGAGGACUCCAACCCCGAUUUGUUCUGGGCUCUUCGCGGAGCAGGACAUAACUUUGGCAUCGUGACCGAAUGGGAGUACAAAAUCUACGACAUUAACACUCCCAAAUGGUCUUAUGAGAUCUUUAUAUUCCUUGGAGAUAAACUGGAGGAUGUUUUGGAGUUGACGAAUAAGAUGAUGAAGACUCAGCCGCCGCAUUUGACGCACUGGAUCUACAUCGUCAACAUUCCUGAAAUUGAUUCUGACAAGCCAAUUAUCUGGUAUGCUGUCAUCUCAGACGGCGCUGCCCAAGAAGCUCGAGACUACGCGAAACCACUUCACGACCUAGGCCCUAUCAACGUCAACGCUGGCGAAGCUUCAAUGCCUGAUUUGGCCGCCAUCACGCUUAUGAGCGACGAUAGCGUCGGGUGCGCAAAGGGCUUCACCGGUCUCCGAUAUCCAAUCGGCCUCAAGACCUACGAUCUCAUCGCCGUCCGAAAGGUCUUCAACGAGAUCGCCAAUAUGUCUAAACGUGUUCCCGAGUUCGCUGGUUCAUUCUUCCUUCUUGAAGGGUAUUCCACCCACGGCGUCAAGGCAAUUGACGCAAAGAACUCUGCAUUUCCCCACCGCGACGAUGAGAUUCUCGUCACUCCUUACAUCCUAUACAAGCCCAACGCGACGCUUGAAGAGCUUGCGCAGGCGCAUGGCGAGCAAUUGAGGGAGUAUCUGCUAGAGGCUAGUGGAGACCCCGAGCAUUUACGCGCAUACGUCAACUACGCUCACGGCUUUGAGUCUCUGGAAGAAAUGUACGGCCACGAGCCCUGGAGGAUCGAAAAGCUCAAGGCCCUCAAAAAGAAGUGGGAUCCCGAGAACAGGAUGAGAUUUUACGCGCCAAUUGUCUAAGCAAGGCAUUCUCAGCCCUAAAGGCCCAGAGUCAGCCCUACGUUGAAGCCCUGGCAAAUCUCACCCAGCCUCACCGAAUGGAACUGCGGGACCGCUUAUUAUAGGGCAUUAUCGCACGCAGAUCAAUAGCCAAGACUGCAAGAUAAAGAACCACAAGCUCUUGUG